AUGUAUGAUGCAGCAGCAUCUGGACAUCGGCACUUGUUAACUACAAGUACAACAAUCAUGUCUGACGAAGAAGUGAAAAACGCGUCUGGAGGCGAGGAGGACGAAAAGCUGGCUGCUGCCAAGAAGCGGUUCGAGGAGCUCAAGAACAAGAAGAAGAACAAGAAGAAGAACAAGAAGAAGGCCAAGGAUGACGAGAAGGAAGAGACUCCCGAGGUAGAGGACAAGGAAGAGGUAGACGUCAAGGACGAUACCAAGAAGGACGAUACGGAUGAUGAGAAGAAGGUAGUGGAGGAGGAUAAGUCCGAACCCACAACUACAACAGAAGUUGACAAAGCGAACAAUAUCGAGGAGUCAGACGAGCUCGACAAGAUCGUCAAGGAAAGUGUCAAGGAACAGAAGGAGAUUGCUGAUGCUACCGAGACCGAUCUUGCUGCGACUGCUACUAUCGAGCCUCCCAAAGACAUUGAGGUGUCUCCUCAUCUUGACACCAUUGUUAAGGAAGAGGUUCAGACUCGAACCGAUAUUGCUGAUGCCACAGAACAGGAUCUCAAGAGAGAGAAAUUUGAUAAGGCCGACUUUGAGGAGACCGCUGCUACUGCCACCCUUGCAGUGGAGGCUGGAAAGAAGUACAAGGAAUACGAGAUUCAGAUCUCGGAGCUGCAGGAAGAGCUCAAGACCCUCAAGCUAAAGCAUGAGCAGGAGGUGUCGAGUCUCAAGGAGGAGCUGGCAGCGGUGAAGAACGAGCGAGAAACAUACAAGGCCCGAUUGGAAGAGUCUGGGAGACAAAAGCAGAGAAGUGCAAUGGAUCGACCUGAAUCUCGGGGAGGAGAGUCUGAGGUCUCUCUGUCUCCUCCCAUGCCUGCAAGCAGUUACCGACCCCGUGUUGGUUCCCUUGUGGACGUCGAUCUGUUCGAUGUUUCUAACGCCCGACAGGCUAUUGGCAAGUGGACCGGAUGGCAGGUUGAUCUGCGACAAUGGCGAAGCCAGGGUAUUGGCAGCGUUGUUACUUUGUAG
Yarrowia lipolytica CLIB122 is the source of this 1014-nucleotide messenger RNA. RefSeq lists its product as uncharacterized. The record is from RefSeq and is a predicted model, not a curated record. NCBI's taxonomy places the organism in Eukaryota, Fungi, Ascomycota, Dipodascomycetes, Dipodascales.